This is a messenger RNA of Notodromas monacha, 246 nucleotides long. NCBI's taxonomy places the organism in Eukaryota, Metazoa, Arthropoda, Ostracoda, Podocopida, Cyprididae. The record is from the annotation of a GenBank genome assembly.
AUGCAACCUAGGCUCUGGUCCCACUGCGGCGAGCCGCGGAAGUUUGCCGAACGUGAUCCGGAAUGUCCCCGGGCGCGGCCGGCUUUCGUUCAGCGUUCCGUGUUUCUGCAUGACUUGGAUACGGAUCAAGAAACGGACAGAUUGCUGGGUCAACACCGGUCAGACGACGGCGGCUUUUUCCGAGAUGAGAAGGUGAGAGAAUUUGGCGGUUGUCGUAUGCCUGAGCAAACCUUGGCUGAGUCGUGA